Molecule: messenger RNA, 2756 nt
Organism: Coregonus sp. 'balchen'
Lineage: Eukaryota; Metazoa; Chordata; Actinopteri; Salmoniformes; Salmonidae
Source: the annotation of a GenBank genome assembly
AUGGCGGACGACAAGGUGAGUAAUGUAGUUUGGCUUCAAUCGUAUUUUUUUCCUAUAUAUAUAUAUUAGAACAGCAUGAUCUAGUCUUCUGCUCUUCCUAAACCAACUUGCUUUAACUCAAAACCAGACAGGCCCGGUUGGUUGGUAUUCGGAUGUCUAGUUAACUAGCUGGUUACUGUCCUUGUAGCUACAUGUACACCAACAUAAAGUGUCUUAAUAGGGCGUUGGGCCACCAUGAGCCGCCAGAACAGCUUGACUGCGCCUUGGCAUAGAUUCUACAAGUGUCUUUAACUGGAGGGAUGCGACACCAUUCUUCCACGAGAAAUUCCAUCAUUUGGUGUUUUGUUGUUGUUGAUGGUGGUGUAAAAGGCAGUGUGGUGUAAAGCCUUAGGCAGUGUUACCUAAGCUCAUUGCAUUAAUUUACUGUAUACCUUAUUUGUAUGUUUUCUAGGAUCCUUUCAAACAGAUGAAGGAUCUCAACCAGCUCAAGAAUCAGCUGGAAGAGAUCCAGAAACGUGUGGAGAGUGAAUUUGCAGAAGGAAUCCCGCAGGUAUGUUGUUAUUAUGCAAAGUUAGAAAGUAGGUGAAAUGUCACCUUAAGAAACAGAACAGCAGACAAACUCCGUCCUGAAAAGAAUAGAAGGAUCAAGUAAUGAUUAUGUAUCAUUAAAGAGUUGUAAUAGCAGGGCAUUUGUAAAAAAAAAAAAAAAAGUGUUGCAUCCUUUGUCCUGACUGUUGUUUCCUGUUCUCCCUCAGGGGGGCUCUGUGCUGGCAUCUCCCUUCCUGAAGGGUUUCCUGGCUGGCUAUAUGGUGGCCAAGCUCCGCUCCUCAGCUAUCAUAGGAGUGCUACUGGGAACAUUCACAGGCAUCUAUGCUGCACAGAACUAUCAGGUGCCCAACAUCGAAAGCACCUGAAAGACUAUAUGAGUUUGUUUAGAAAAGGAUCCAAGUAAUGGGAAGAACCAGGCCUAGGCUUCAUCUUCUAACUGCCUGAGGUUUGGGGCACAACCACCACUUCUGUGGAUAACCUCUUUUUCAGAGGCUCAAACCUCUGCUUUGUAUACUGCAAAAAUUAUAUUUGGUUUUAACUGGAUUUUGAUGUAUCAAUUGGGAGUCGGUGUGAAAGACUGGGUUUGCGUUGGGUUAUGUGCAAAUGUUAAAGGGUAAAUCUACUGUCAGUGCCCUGGGAAAAUAUCUGUUAUUCUCAAUCUGCUGAUCAGUGAAUCAGAUUAUAAAGUCUGUAAAAGGGGAUAAGGUUACAUGUAAGGUUACAUUGCAGGGAUGUUUGACUGCUUGCCUUAGUAACAUUGCCUGGUGCAGCCAUCUAGGCCUAAUUGAUUUUGAAUCAAUGAUGUCAACAGCAAGACAGUGUCCCAUUUUAUGUUUUCUAAGCAGAAAUACCUUUUACCAGCUUAAAAUACAAACAUACCUUGAGAAUAUCAUGUUAUUGUUGAACAGAUUUUGCCUAAAUUAUGGGAUUUGUUGCUAAUUUAGAUGUUAUGAUUUAAGGUGAGGGUAUUUGUACAUUCACAGACAUAUGCUAGUUAUUCAGGGGUGUGAGUGACAUGCAGUAUUGAGAAUGAUUGCGAUCCAGACCAUGGGGUCCGGGUCCCCGUCCUGUCGCAGCAGGUGGUGGAUGAAGGGGAGUCCACCUGGGGCUGGUAUCCCUGGCCACUCUGCUCCUGACUGGGUGCCUGUCUGCCCUGCACGCCCCCCUGUCCCUAGGCUGAGGACCAGGCGAGUCCCAGGCUUCACAUCACAGCCUGGGGCCUUGUUCUUGUGCUGGUCUACUACUUCAUCUCAGGGCUGGCGGCCGUCUACACAGAGCGGUUGCUGAAGAGCCAGCGACUACCCCUCAGCCUGCAGAACCUGUACCUGCAUGUGUUUGGAGUGGCCAUCAACGGGGUCUGCCACCUCUCCAGCAUGGGGGAGAGAACAGGGUUUCCUGGAGGGCUUCCUGACUGGCUGUAUGGUGGUUACCCAGGGGCGGUGUGGGCCAUCGGGCAGGGCAGGCGGCUAACGGGUUGCUGAUGUCAAUAGUGCUGAAGCAUGGCAGCGGCAUCACCAGUUUAUGUCAUCUGCUCUAUGCUGGUCAACACCCUCCUAUCCUGUGUUCUACUGGGCCUGCAGCAGGCCCUUCUUUCUGUUACCCACCUCUAUGAUCAGCCUGGCAGCCUACCUGUACUACAGGUAGCAGAACUCUGCCUAAAUCUACCUGUGUUAUGGACAGUGGACCCCAGCUAACUCCCAUUCCACUGCUCCAUCACAAUCUCUGGCAGCAUUAUUUACCAGAUGAUGCAUUGACAUUUAGGUUGGAAUGUUUUUUUCCCCCUUUCAUGAUAUAUAUAUAUAUAGUAUUUUUAAUUUAAUGUCCCAAAUGGUUUAUUUAGUUUUGCAAUAUUGAUUAUGCAGUAGAAGCUGCAGGUGAGUCUUGCAGACCCUUCCAUCUCACUGUUACUGGUUUAUCUGCUACCCAUAAUGCACACUGCCUACUUUUCACUUGCCUUUGUUUUCCAGCUUAAUCAGAUUCUGCCAUUCAUUCAUGCCUUUUCUUCAAUAUAUCAUGGGUGGACUCAUUGAAUUGUUGGAUUUGGGUAAUAAGUCUACAUUAUUUCUACAUUACACAACACUUGAGUGGUGCUAUGAUUGUCAUUUUAUUAGCAUUCAUCAUCAUUACCUCUGCCAAGUAAAAUGUCAAAGAUACAAUAUGGUACAGAAAGUGUUUAUGGAAUACCAGAUAAUAAAUAUAAUUUUUUA